CGUGUUUGUGGCCUCUCGGUUUCCUGUGCCAUUGAUCAUUGCGUGUUGAUACAUCCAUCGGUCUGCUGGAUGCCACAGGAAAAGGAGGGGGUCAAAGUGGCAGUUGUACCUGUCCUUGUACCUGUACCUGUACCUGUACUUGUGCAGGGCGCACCGCACCCACCAGCGAACGGCUUAUCAUCCAAGGAUUUCCACGAAUCUGGACCUACGGUGGGGAUAGGAGGAAGGGCAAAUCGGAUUCUCAGUGCCAGCAGUCGGUUGAACAUAUUCGUUCAAUCCCUGUUUGUUGUUGCCCCAUCUGCCGUGCAGUGAGUUGGGUGAAACUGGAUAAGUUAUCGGUGGUCGGAUUGUCACCCAGAAGAAAAUUCAGAAAAAUCGAAAACAGUAAAGAUCGGAAAUGUAGAAGAGUUGAAGUAGGCA
This is a messenger RNA of Aspergillus brunneoviolaceus CBS 621.78, 420 nucleotides long. RefSeq lists its product as uncharacterized. The transcript has a single exon. Bases 70 to 312 code for a protein of 80 amino acids. NCBI's taxonomy places the organism in Eukaryota, Fungi, Ascomycota, Eurotiomycetes, Eurotiales, Aspergillaceae. The record is from RefSeq and is a predicted model, not a curated record.